Messenger RNA from Cryptotermes secundus, 4495 nucleotides. RefSeq names its product protein enabled (gene ena). Gene Ontology annotation, biological process: intracellular transport. The transcript is spliced from 12 exons. Gene Ontology annotation, molecular function: SH3 domain binding. Bases 326 to 1834 code for a protein of 502 amino acids. NCBI's taxonomy places the organism in Eukaryota, Metazoa, Arthropoda, Insecta, Blattodea, Kalotermitidae. The record is from RefSeq and is a predicted model, not a curated record.
AGAUGGCGUUAGGGGUCGUGUAGGGUGGAACAAAUGUCUGCUCCAAGUUUGAGGUGUAUAUUGCCGUUUCGUAAUUCUGUGCUGUAUAUAGAAGUGAGCCAGACUGAGUGAAAUUGACACGAAUGAUCUGAUUUCGUGUUUAACUGUUGUGUAGAUAUUUUAGGAUUGACUGGAAAUGAGAGAGGCUGUUGAAAAUUAUCAAGAAAAAUCAUCGUCUAUCCUAGACAUGGAAACUAGAAAUUCAAAUCACUGUAUUCAACAGUUUUACACAGAACAUCACAAUGUACAGCCCUAGUUCCUGCUGCUGAUUGGUGAUGUUGUGAACAUGGAACAGAACAGGGAGAAUUGGAAGGAGUACUGGGCAUGUGAGCAGAGCAUUGCAUCGGCGCGGGCGUCGGUGAUGGUUUAUGACGAUGUGAGCAAAAAAUGGAUUCCAAGUGGCACCUCUUCAGGAUUGUCCAAAGUUCACAUCUACCAGCACCAAAUAAACAACACCUUUAGAGUAGUGGGACGCAAACUACAGGAUCAUGAGGUGGUGAUUAACUGUGCUAUACUGAAAGGACUGAAGUACAACCAAGCAACAGCCACGUUUCAUCAGUGGCGCGAUAAUAAACAGGUGUAUGGACUCAACUUCAGCACUAAGGAGGAUGCCGACUCCUUUGCUCGUGCCAUGUUCCAUGCUUUGGAUAUGCUGAGCAAUUCCAUCUCACGGUCAGUGGGACACCCUUCCAUGGCACCUGUUACUCAACCUAUAUAUCAACCCAUGAAUAAUGGACAGUAUGAAGAAGAUAUGGGAUACAGUCAGAUGGUGACAUUGCCGAGAGCUGCGUUGUACCACCAGGUGCCCUCAACUGCUCUAGCCCCACCACGGAUACCACAUUCAGAGGUUGGGCCCAGUGGACCAGCAAGGACUAUGACACGGGAGGAUGUUGCUAUCAUCCAGGAGCGCAGAAUGUCUCAGCAGCAGCAACAGCCACAACAGCAGCAAAUUUUAGGUAGCCCAGGGAGCCCAUCGCCAGGAGCACCAGCACCUCCUGCCCCGCCAGGUCACCAUCGCACCUCUUCAGCUCCCCCUGCCCCUCAGCCUCAACCAAUGGCUCUGGCUCCCCCCACAUCAUCACCUCAAACAGGUGUGCCACCUCCUGCCCCUCCUGCCCCACCAUGUCCUCCGUGGCUUGGGGCUUCUUCCCAGGCCCCUGUGCCCCCUAUGGCUCCUACUGCGGCUGCUCCUCCUCCUCCCCCACCUCCCCCUGCAUUGCACAUGUCUAGGUCAUCUAGUUCUGAUGGGCAGGAGCAGACGUCAUCACUGGCAGCUCAGCUCCAGAGUGCCAAACUGCGCAGAUCAAAUAAGCAAUCCGCAGAGAACAGUGGCUCCAGCACAAGCAGUAGUGGAAGCAGUAGUAACUAUGGCACCAUAGGUCGCGGUGGAAUGGCAAGCAUGUCAAGUAUGAUGGAUGAAAUGGCAAAGACUCUGGCAAGACGUAGAAAGGCUGUGGAGAAGAAGGAGCAGCCUGACACGGAACAGGAGGGAGAUACAGGCCAGGACAAAAAGCCCUGGGGGGAUAAAACUAGCACAAAUGGUGGUAAGUUUGGUGCCAGUGGUGGAGGAGGUAAUGGAUCUGGCUCGGAGUCUCCAAAGCCAUCCCGGAAACGGUUUGGCUCUGCUAGCGAGGAGCAGCUGCCAAAACUGAAUGGUCUGCCAGAUGGUACUACCACCUGUGUUACAGACUUUGACUCGCUCAAGCAAGAGAUUCUCAAGGAGAUGAAGAAAGAAAUGGCUAAGUUGAAGCAGGACAUCAUUGAUGCUGUCAGGAUGGAGUUUGCCAGAAGAUAAUCCUCAACAUGCUGAGUUCCUAUGAUGGAAAUGAUUGCUCUCUGUCAUUUGACAUGGACUUCAUGAAUGGAUCACUUCAGCUGUUUACUGCUGCAGGAAGAACCAGCAUUCCCAUUGCAUGCUAUGUUUUGUUUUCUGUUGUAUUACUGUAACUCAUUUGGUUAUGCCCACCUCUUUGUUAAGGGCACAUGAAAGACAAAUUUAAUUUAGUGUUCAUGUUAGCAGAGUGAAGGUAUAGAUGAUCAGAACUUUAAAUUAGAUAAAAAUGUCUGGGAAGCCAGCAGAGUGUUUGUGCUCAUUUUAUGAUUAGGACGAACACUGUUGUAUCUCCAUUGUGUAAUCAUUUGGAAGUUUAGUCAGAAUUGGCUGGGCAAAAUUUGUGGUCUCAUCACAAAACCUAAUCACAAUAGAUAUGAUACUCCUGCUUUUAGAGGUUUUGAUUAUGUGUACCUAUUGCAGAUUGGUGUGGUUGUGAUAAGACAUGGAAGCUAGAAUUUUGAAUGCAAGGUUCUGUUUAUAACACAGUGCAAGAAUUUGUUAAUUGAACAGAAAUACAUCUGUUAUUGAUGGGCAUUAAUGUGUAAUCCAGAUGGCAGUGAUUCACAGGAGGUUUGUAACUGGUUGAUUCAUUAAUCACAGUUUUUGCUGUACAUUGUGUAUUUUCUGUAGUAUGUAUGACACACAAUAUUUUGAGAGUUGAUUGUAUUCCUGUCCUCAGGUGAUUGGUUGUCAUAACACUGACACAUUUGUGUUUUUGUGCUUUAAUAUUACUGGCAUUGAUUUAUAUUAAACAUGGGACCUUCUGAAUGCAAAGCUAGUAUUCUAACCACUAUGAAAAGUAAUAACUAAUCUGUUGGUGUAAUGACAGCAAGUCACCAGAAGACAUGAUUGGAGCAAGUUCUAAAACGUGUGUAUCAAAUAUAACCAGGCAAGCAAUGGCAGUGUGCAACAUAAUAUUGGUAUGACAAAUAUGGCUUUGUUUCCUGGUUCUGGGUGCUGCAUUCAAGUGUAAAAUGGAUGCAAAUGAUGUGGAGAGAUGUAAUACUAUUAUACUCGGCAAGUGACAGCUGGAACAUUUGCAAAUGCACAAUUACUAAUUUUGCACAGAUUUUGCUGUUAGGAUCUGUUGCGAUUGGCUGUUAUGUGUAAUGGCAUGUGAAUUGGUUUGUACAUGGACAUAUUCAGUCAAAACAUACAGUUGUAAAACAAAUGCAUUAUUAUUUAAGUUACAAUCAAGUGUCAAAAAAUAUAUAAGAUAUAUUGUAAAACAUAGUUCUAUUUAAUUUUUCUAUUGCAUGAGUGAUUUCUAAUAUAAUUUUAGAAUGUAUGUAAAUAUUAAAAUCUUUUUACUCUAUUUAUUACUGUAAACAGAAUGCACAUUUUUUAUAUUUAUUUUGUUGUGCACAAAGUAUGGGUGUGAAUUUCUGUUAAAGUGACAAUGUUUGUAAAAUUUUGGCCAACAGAGAGACUCUCCUGUUCAGUUUUUCUACAGGCAUGGGAUUGUAUAUAGAGCUGCUUCUGUUGUUCAGAGGGCUUUGGCUAUGUUAUUAUAAUACUUGUAACUGCAAGACAAUGAACUAGACACUAGCUGUAGGAAAACAUUUGUCUUGAUUGUAGUGCUGUUCACCCCAACAUUGUAUGGGUGGGGAUGCCAUCUGUGUCAUGUACACCGUUGUUGUGAUAUAAUUUGUAGUUUGAUUGAUUUAACAUUUUUUUGUAUUAUUAUAUUUAUGUAAAGUGGUUGGCAUCCCUCCUGCAAUUACUAAAGUGUGACUUCCCCAUCAUCUAAAUACAUCGAACCUCUCUUCUCCCUUCUCUGUCCCCCCUUCCAGAAAAUAUAUCUUAAUGUGAGUACAUACUGAGUUUCCACAGGAAAACAGUUCUGAAUUUUCUUAACCAGUUUUAAUUUUAGAAUCAACCAGGCCUAUUUCUUCACUUGUGAAGGUUCUUGCCUGCCUGGCAAGCAGAAACUUAGAUCUGUUAAGAUGUAUUCUUUCAAAGACUGCCACAUUCAUGAAUGUAAAAUGCAACAGUUUUUUAGAAUAUGACGAGAAGUUGAAAGUGUAAUCAAAUGACACACAUUGUUAAGCACUCAUUCAUUCCUUAAUAUUUAUAGUUGAACGUGAAUUAGGUGAAUUGCAGUAUUUAUUUCCAUUUAGUUGACAUUUGUACUUUGCUGGCCUUGAAAUCUGCUCAAGAUUAUGUAAUUGGGAUACUGCUUCUUAAAUAAUUUGGGCUUCAUAUCAUAAUAUGUGUAUGAUAUAUAGACAGUGUAUGUAUUGUAAACCCAUAGGGAUGUAAGUUGCUGAUAUGUUCAAGGAAAGGAGGUUUUAAUGUAAAUGAUAUUAUUUUAACCUUUACAUAGAUAUACAAAAAGAAGGUUUCUGUAAGUUAUGUGAUCUCACAAUCCCAAAUAUAUAACAUUAUAUAUUGUGUCAUUCAAAAUAUUAUGUACAGGAAAAGUGGUGAUUAGAUCCUAAAAUCUAGGAAGCCAACCCUCAUGUGUAAUAUGUAGCAUGUAGUUUUCCAAUAUUAUAUUGAAAAUAUAGAUGUAUAUUUAAUAGUUCUUAAUUGAGUAUUGUAUAUGCCAUACAUUUUGUCUUUUUGCAUUGUAUUUUGAAUAAACUUCUGAAAUGCUUUGUUUUCUUUUUAAUAAUUUAA